Molecule: messenger RNA, 8293 nt
Organism: Xyrauchen texanus (razorback sucker)
Lineage: Eukaryota; Metazoa; Chordata; Actinopteri; Cypriniformes; Catostomidae
Gene: tns1b
Product: tensin 1b
Exons: 31
Coding region: 374-5647 (1757 amino acids)
Biological process (GO): fibroblast migration
Molecular function (GO): protein binding
Source: RefSeq, a predicted model, not a curated record
AGUGAGAGGGAUAAGGGGAAUGGCAGUAGCCCGGAGCCAGACUUCCUAGAUUGCCGUGCCGUGCACUUGUUGAGUUUGUUGGUGCUAUGCCUGAGGCUGACCUGGUCUCUUAGUCCAUAGCCAUAUAUAGUGUGAAUAUCUUUUAUGUUUCUUGUUUUUGGCUUGACCCGAACAGGCAAUGUAAGUCAAUAUUUGAAGCAUUGAGCCUUUCCCGCAAAGCCAAGGAGGUAAAUGUUUUCGAGCGCACUCCGACGUGUCCGAAGCUACUCCGACAUAUUUGCUGGCUGGAUUAUACUGCAUUUCUAAGAGACGUGUACAGCUCUGUCUGCGAGUCUGACCGGGUGAGACUGCAGUACUGUCUGCUUGGAGGAGAAUGCAACAUUUGGGCUACACACACACACACAUUCAUACUCUGCCAUACGCUCAGAGGAUGGCCACUGCUGUGUUUCAGGUAUCAUCCUCCUGUGUUCCUGUUACCAACUAUGAACUGGCUCCCAGCAAUGACAUCACUCUGAAGCAUGUAGAGACAACAGGCUCAACCAAAUCCUCCAAGAGCAUGGAGUCUCGACGCAGACCAUCCAGGAGCUUGAGUUUGAUCCAGGCCAUGGAGGAGAACUAUGAGGUGGACCUGGUCUACAUCACAGAACGGAUCAUCUCUGUUUCCUUCCCCAGUACAGUAGAGGAACAAAGCUACAUUGCAAACAUAAAGGAGGUGGCCACCAUGCUACGCUCCAAACAUGGAGACAACUACUUGCUCUUUAACCUCAGCGAAAAGCGAUAUGAUAUCUCCAAGCUGAAUCCCAAAGUUCUGGAUUUUGGCUGGCCAGACCAUCAUGCUCCAGCCUUGGAUAAGAUCUGCAGUAUCUGCAAAGCCAUGGACACAUGGAUGAGUGCUGACAGUCACAAUGUGGUAGUCCUGCACAAUAAGGGAAACCGAGGGCGAACAGGGGUGGUUGUAGCGGCGUACAUGCACUACAGCAACAUAUCAGCGAGUGCGGAUCAGGCUCUGGACAGGUUUGCCAUGAAGAGGUUUUAUGAAGAUAAAGUGCUUCCUGUGGGUCAACCCUCCCAGAGAAGGUAUGUACAGUACUUCAGUGGUCUGCUGUCCGGCCACAUCAAAAUCAACAACAAGCCCUUGUUUCUUCACCACGUCAUUAUGCAUGGGAUCCCCAACUUUGAGUCCAAAGGAGGUUGCCGCCCUUUCCUGAAGAUCUACCAGGCCAUGCAGCCCGUCUACACAUCUGGAAUCUAUAAUGUCCAGGGAGACAGUCAAACCAGUAUCUGCAUCACCAUUGAACCUGGACUGCUGCUUAAGGGAGACAUACUGCUCAAGUGUUAUCACAAACGGUUCCGGAACCCGUCCCGUGAUGUCAUAUUCCGAGUCCAGUUUCACACCUGUGCUGUUCAUGACCUGGGCAUUGUCUUCGGCAAAGAUGAGCUCGACGAAACCUUUAAAGAUGACAGAUUUCCUGAAUAUGGGAAGGUGGAAUUUGUCUUUUCAUUUGGCCCAGAAAAAAUCCAGGGAAUGGACCACCUUGAAAACGGACCCAGCGUUUCUGUGGACUACAACACCCAGGACCCUCUGAUUCGCUGGGAUUCAUACGAGACCUUCAACCAGCGUUGUGAAGACUCCAUGGAAGAUGUAAUUCACACACAAGGUCCAUUGGAUGGUAGUCUCUAUGCUAAGGUUCGGAAGAAAGAGUCUCUGGAUGAAGAAGUUACAACCAGUGGUCUCCCAGCCCCUGUUGAUCACUCUUUACCCGCUGUAGACCACACCUUACCCCCGGUUGACCAUGCUUUAUCUGUAAGUAGUGACUCUGGCAACUCAACUGCUUCCAUCAAGACCGACCGCACAGAUGAAGUUAGUCAGCAUCUGGCCUUGUUGAGUCAGACAUCAUCCCAGCCCCUCAGCCCAGAGGAAAAACAAGAGCUGGAACAGUUGCUCAGUGGAUUGGAAGCCCCCAUGCAUCGGACAGGUUAUCCGAGUGGCUCUAGCAGUGGAGGAGUAGGUGGAGUCUUACACCUCGUCCCCGCCCAGGUCCACGUCAAUGGCCAUAACAGCAUAGACAGAGAGACGGACAUCCUUGAUGAUGACCUCCCCAUCAGUCAAGAGGGGAACAGUGUGGACAGUCUUGGAACGUUGUCAUCUUUCGAGGGCCAAGCAACUCCAGCGGACUUGUACUAUCAGUCCGAGACGGUCAUUAAUGGGCAAGAUGUUCCCUACUUGGAGAAGAGUGCCCACGAGCACAAAGUCCUCAGCUCUGCUUCUGUCCAGGGUCACUUAGGUGCCUCUAGCGGCUACACAAACCAGAACGGCAGCAUUUACCGAUCACAGUCAUUUGGGGCAACUCCUAGCACUGAGCAGAAGUUCAUGCCCAAAGCUCCCACACGCACCACCAGUAGUAGGGAAGCUGUACAGCGAGGAUUGAAUGUUUGGCAGCAAUAUGGUGUCCCAGAAGUUCCAGUUACAGAAGGGGUCAACUUCAGUCCUGUACUGCAAACAACACACAGCCUACCUGAGUUUCCUCACAUGGCAUCUCGUCAAGAGAUUGAGCAAUCUAUUGAAGCCCUCAACAUGCUGAUGUUGGAUCUUGACCCAGCACUUACCCAAGUGCACAAAUCCCACAGUGCACCAUCUGGAGAACAUAAUGUGGUCACCACUCAACCGUCUUUCUCUCAAACCCAGGCACGGCCAUCCUACCAGGCAGAUGUAGCUGUUAAUGACUGGGGAGGAGCCUCUUCAGCAGGCUAUCCUCUAGUCUAUCAGCAGAUCUCAUCUGUAGCCCCAGAGCCUCCACAACAAACCAUCAACCAGCAGAGACCCACAGCUAUAUCCCAGCAUGGUGCUUUGCAGUCUGAGGCUGAGGGUCAUGUCCCUGCUACUCUGCCCCAGUCCAUGGUGCCUUCCUCCACCUUUGGAUUUCUACAGCUGAAACCCCUAAACAUCUACCCCUCCAGUAUCAGCUCAUACUCCCCAGAGCCACAGGAGAGCCAGCAUAACUACUCUGCCUCCUCAUCGCCUCUGCCCAAAGAUACUGAACCAGAAGAUGCCAAAUACAAAUUGGAGGGUCUGGUAGCUCAUCGUGUAGCUGGAGUUCAGUCUGGUGAAAUUUCACCACAUGAGGGCUCAGCACCUGGAUGGCGCCGGACCACCAGCGAGAGCCUGUCCCAAGACGAGAGCCCAACGCGAGGAAGCUCAGUCCGCUCCCCCAUUCGAUGCAUCUCACCUGAGCUGGCCAAUACAAUUGCUCUAAAUCCUGGGGGGCGGCCCAAGGAGAGACAUAUGCACAGCUACAGAGAAGCGUUUGAGGAACUGGAUGGGGGUCCCAACAGCCCCCCUCCGACUGUCGGUGGUGAGGCCCUACCCCAAACCCCUGCCUUCCCUGUCUCGCCACAAACCCCUUACUUCAACAUGUGUCGAUCUCCUCCGGGAUUGGCGAAAACUCCUCUGUCCUUCCUCGGCCUGAAGCCCCACAACCCUGCUGAGAUACAUCUGAACCAGACGGGCUCAGAGCCUCGUAGCUAUGUGGAGUCAGUGGCUAAAGCCGCAUCAGUGGCAGGAGGGCCACCAGCUUCGCGCGUGUCCCCAGCAUAUGACAGCGACAUCUUAGCUCCCUCUGCUGGACUGCCUCACACCCUCAACACUCCUCUUUCCUCCAGCAGCCCCAUACAGGGCCUAGAUGCAGUUGAAAGCAUGCUGGCUGAUAGUGGCGUGGGGAUUAAUUAUUUGUCUCAGGCUGCUGCCGACUCCGUAUUUCACUCCCAGCCCUCUGAAAGCACAUACCGAAUGCCCACACCCUCCUACCCCACAUCUAGCAGCAUGUUGGGUAGCUACAUCACUCCCGAUCUUAGACCUUCCCUGCCUGAAACCAUACAAAACAAUACCGCAACAACCAUUCAGCCAAUCACUGGGAGCCCUGGCAUGAGACACCAAAAUGUCCUGCCCGAUGUGGCAUCCAGUCAUGGCAUUCAGCACAAAAUAGCCAAUCAAGAGAGCCCUAUUUUGGUCCGACAGCCAAUCCCAUCUAACGGCCACCCUCCAGGGCUGGCUGGUAGUCCCAUGCAUGGGAGACACACUAUGGUGUCCCAAGGAACACAGAGCAGUCCGAUGCUUUCCAGACAAUACCAAGGCUCUCACAAUAGUCCGAUUCUCAGCCGACAGCCAAUAGGACAACAAGCUGUCCAAAGCAGUCCAGUCCUCAACCGUCAACCGUCCUUGAAUCAGCCGGUCAUUCUGCCCAACCAAAGCAGCCCGGUUUUGAGUAGACAACCAUCCGUUACACAACCCAAUCAGGGCAGCCCCAUCCUGAGCAGGCACUCCUCCUUAACACAUCCUAGUCAGGGCAGCCCAGUUAUGGGGGGGCACCCAUCGAUAACACAUGUGACCCCGGGAAGCCCCAGUCUGGACAGGCACCCAAUGUACAGUGGCUACACCACUCCAGACGAGAGGCACGGAGCCCUGUCGCGCCAGAGCAGCUCCUCCGGGUAUCAACCACCCUCCACACCAUCUUUCCCUGUUUCUCCAGCCAGUUACAUAGAUGAAGUGGGUUUCAGACAGGGCAGUCCUGCCCUGCAACCUCAGCUUCCAGAGAAGAGAUGCAUGUCCGGUGGCGAACGCUCCAAUGGUGGUGGCCUGUCCUACGGAACGCUCAAUGGGAAGAUGUCCUCACCGAUGUCCAGUGGUGGUAGCACUCCAAGCGUCCAUUUCUUUAACACCCUGCCUGAUUUUUCCAAACUCAACAUGUGCGAUGGAAGUCCGGAGACAAGGAUGAAUGUAAAGUUUGUGCAGGACACGUCCAAAUUGUGGUAUAAACCAGAUAUCUCCAGAGAUCAAGCGAUCAAUAUGCUGAAGGAUCAAGAGCCUGGAGCCUUUGUCAUUCGGGACAGUCACUCUUUCAGGGGUGCCUACGGCUUGGCCAUGAAAGUUGCCUCACCGCCUCCAACCUUGCAGCCUACAAAGAAAGCUGGAGAUGUCACUAAUGAGUUGGUGAGACAUUUCCUGAUUGAGACCAGUCCGAAGGGGGUGAGACUGAAGGGCUGCCCAAACGAGCCCUACUUCGGCUGCCUGUCUGCACUGGUCUACCAGCACUCGAUCACUCCACUGGCUCUACCCUGCAAACUCGUCAUACCAACCAGAGAUCCUCUGGAAGGGUCACCUGAGAUUGCAACGCCAACUAACCCGGCAGCAGAGAUGCUUAAACAUGGUGCAGGGCAGAAGAGUUCUACCGACUCCCACGCUUGUAAUGUGCUGUACAUAAACUCUGUGGAUAUGGAGUCUCUAACCGGCCCUCAGGCCAUUGCCAAGGCCAUCUCAGAAACCAUGGCGACUGGCCCGGCACCCACAGCAACAAUUGUUCAUUUCAAGGUGUCGGCACAAGGCAUCACACUCACUGACAGCCAGAGAAAGGUUUUCUUCAGACGUCAUUAUCCAAUCAACACGGUCACAUUUUGUGACAUUGAUCCACAGGAGAGAAAGUGGAGCAAGCCAGAGGGUGGGAAUGCAAAGUUCUUUGGCUUUGUGGCCCGAAAGCAAGGCAGCACGACAGACAACGUCAGUCAUCUCUUCGCUGAGAUGGAUCCUGAUCAACCUGCAACGGCUAUCGUUAACUUCAUCUCUAAAAUUAUGAUCAACUCUCAGAAGCGGUGAACCCUUCACGCAUGCAACGCUGUUUUCUGGAGGACUUUCUUUUCUGUUUGAAUUUAUCUGUUUUCAUUUAUUUCCGAUUGUGUGUUUGGGUGAGCGGCUGUCUGUACGUGCAGGUGUGAAUGCGCGAUGGAGGGUUAUUCGCAAGAGGGACCGAGGAUGUGCAGUGUGGGCGUAGAGGAGUGACGUACAGAGGGGAGGUGGGCUUCAUCUCGCAUUGAGGGGAUUGUGGAAAUUAUGUCCGUGAAUGUGUUUCUGUUUUGUUUGUUUUUUUUAAGAAAAAAGGAAAAGGAUUAAGUAAAAAAAAAAGAAGGUUAUAGAGGAGGCAAAAAUUAGACUUUGGGGCUGAUGUACCAAAGAUGAGAGAGCAGUCAGUCGUUAUUCAAGGUAUUAUUUCGGCCAAACUGUACAUACGAACUGAUGCUUACUACUUUCCCUUAUUUAAAUGGCUCCUAUUUUCUCAUGCUGGUAGUUCUCGACCGUUUAGUGCUCUCUGGAUAAAUUCAAAACAUUUUGGGGAUUAUAAAGGUCCCUCAAACAUAACUAAAUAGACCUGAUUUAAAAAAGGAAAAACUGACUUUUAGACCUUAUUCCUGGUCUCCACCUGCUAGUUUCCUGUCUCAAUGCGGCCUUGAACUAUAUCUAUUGUCCACUGCUACGCUCUCUUCUCUUCAGGUCAGCACAUGUAUUAUUCUUUAUCUGGCAAAACAAGUGUGAAUCUAUCAAUGUAUGUCUCUAUGCCUCGAUUAAAACACAGUCACACUGUCAUUCUAGCCCAAAGUAAGCUAAGUAUAUGUAUAAAAAAAAAAGAAAAAAAAAAGUGAUUUUACAGAAUAUUUAUUGUAUUAUUAUGUUUUUGCUACAUUUUUGCUCUCAUGUUAACUCAUUUACCCAUGGAUAUAUUGUAUAGGCUACAUAAACAUUAGCCAUUGAAAAGAAAUGCUCUUUAUUUUGGCUAAUAUUUCAAAAUCACAGGAUUUUAAGGAGCAUUCUAUUAUAUAUGGUGUAAAGUGUAUGUAUUUUGUGAAGCUUGUCAUUAUCAAAUAUUUUCUCACAUUGUUUUUCUUCAAAUUUAAAUCGAAAGUAGAAUUCACUGUCAUUUAAGAGGCUUUGUGUAAAGAAAAGUAAGGAAAUGUCUUUAUUUUUAUAUUAUUAUUAUUUUUGUGUCCUUUCCCUCCCAGUAUUCAGUCCAUGCGGAAACCCACCCGCAUUUUUGGCGCGCAUUCUCUUGCAGCGGAUCUCUCAGGCAGAGUUCAGUAUUUUGUUUUAUACUCCCAUCAUGCGGCGCUGUCAGGUAUUGCAAGCCAUAUAGUCAUCUAUGCAUCCUUUCCAACUCUCUUUGUCAGUAUCAGAACUCUUCUGAGCCCUUUUGAAACUUGUAUGAAAAAAAACAAAAAAACAAUUAUGAUAAUGCAGUGUUUUAACUGUGAUUUCACAAGAAAGUGCCCAGCGAUUAUUUAGUUUGAUGAACAGAAUGUCCGUGCAACCCUGCAAACUGUUUGACACAUAAACCACGAUGUCCAUCUCUUCAGACAUCAAAAAAGAGUCUUGCUUAUGUAAAUACUUAAUUUUUGCCAAAGAUUUUAUUUCACUUUUUAUGCCUUUGUUUGAGAAUUGAUCACUGUCUUGUCGGUAUGUGAACGAUGGCUUGUUGUUUUUGGCAUGGUGGUCUAUUUUGAUCCAAUGCAGAUACUGUAUAACGUAUUUAGACUGUGUUUGGUUGCCAUGAUACCAUUUAUUUAGCCUUAAGAACGAUUACAAAAGAAUGCAAAGCACUUAAUGAUCAGGAGCUGAAAAAAAUAACAGAACUAAUAAAUACGACUGCCUCAGUUAUCCUAACAGUAUGAUGAGGCCCAGAUGGAAUCUGUGGACUUGUUUUUUUUUUCUUCUUCUCAUCUUCUGCACAGAUUUGAACAGAAAAUCCAUCAAAAAUGUCAAAUGUGUUAUGUAGGGUUCCCACCAAUUUUUUGAUGGUUAGGCCUGGAAAACUUUAAGGGGAAAAAAAUCUUUAAAAUAAAGCCAGAAAAUUAAGAAACAUUCUGUUAAAGUUUGGCUCAGCUUUAAAAAUAUAGUCAUAAUUUCUUAUUUUUUUUUUACAUGCAGUAAUCAUGAAUGCAUGGAAAGUCAUGAAAAUGUACUGUUCAAAAUAUGUUGGACACUUACACUCUUAUUGUUAGCUGAAAGCUUUAUCAAAUUAAACAGAAACAUUCAAAAUGAGAAUGCAAGGAGCAAAGUAUUUUAUGGCCACAUCCCCAUUUUUCUAACAUCACCGUUUUCCAAAGUUUGCAGUAAUGGAGAGUAUUUUCGGUUAGGUAAAACACUAUUCCACUGUGGAUGAGAUGCAUAAAUGUUGCAAAAUCAAUGCGUUUUCAAACAAAAACGGAUUAGUGCGGAUGUAGCCUAUGAGCGAUUUUCAGUGGAAUUCUGCAGAUGUAGAUUCUGUGUGGGCCUCAGUAUGAGUAAUUAUGCACACUAGAAUUAGCUUGCUUUGCUUGCCUUCUGGGCAUUUUAUUUGGUGCAUAGGCUUAGAUUAACAAAUCACAUAAUAGUUGUUUUCCAAACCACACAGAAAUGAUGUGUGCCACAUUGUGUGGAGCAUUUUGGCAGUCAGAGAGAGAGAGAGAGAGAGAGAGAGAUCUUCCACCAAAA